This is a messenger RNA of Haliotis rufescens (red abalone), 933 nucleotides long. RefSeq names its product meiotic coiled-coil protein 3-like. NCBI's taxonomy places the organism in Eukaryota, Metazoa, Mollusca, Gastropoda, Lepetellida, Haliotidae. The transcript has a single exon. Bases 22 to 933 code for a protein of 303 amino acids. The record is from RefSeq and is a predicted model, not a curated record.
UAUGUUGAGCAGUCUCUUACAAUGACACAAGCUACAAUGCAGACCUUAUUCCUAUGUAUUUUGCUAUAUUGCUCUGUCUCAGGACUAAUUUUACCCAUGACAAAGCCAGAUGGCAGUGCUGAUCUCUCCAGUGUACUGAGUCACGUCGUAUUGCUUGAACAGUCCAUGACUAGCUUUAAGACAACCACAGGGAAGCUGCAAACAGAUCUACAGGUAACAAAACAAGAUCUACAGAGUACAAAAACAGAGCUGCAAACCACAAAAACAGUUCUACAGAACACCCAAACAGACUUACAAACAAGCCAAUCCCUACAACAAUUGGCCAGUGCUGAAAUUACCUCUCUGAAGUCUGAGAUGGCAAUGCUGAAGGCUGAACUGAAGUUGUCUUCGAAUGAGUUGAACCAGGUGAAGUCUGAACUGAGAGACUUGAAACUGGAUAAACUUAAUGCUAACUUUCUGUUGAACCUCACGAUGGACUCUAUGAGUCGCAAUAUCAAGCAGAACUCCGUGCAGGUAAAUGUAGUACAAUCAGAUGUUUCGGCGUUAGAUAAACAGCUGCAUCGAGUAAACUCUACACUGUAUGAUGUCAAGAAUGAAGAAGAGGGUUUCAUCCGAAAUACGUCAUCGUCCAUCAAAAUCAUUACAAACCAGUUGCUGGUUGAGAUCACGGACAUGGUGUCCACAAAAGAAGUGUUACAAAAUGCGUCAAAACAGCUGGAAAGACUUGGGACAGAAAUGAACCAAACAACCGUUGAUAUGCGCAAUGUUCAACAAGGUCUUCAGACAGUCAAGGAUAAUCUACACACAGCACAGUAUAAUAUCAGUUUCACAAGCUCAGAAGUGGCAGGUUUGCAACGUGACAUGUCUAGUGUACAGAAGCAGUCUCUGGGCAACACCAAGUCGCUGUCACAAGUCAUACAAGAUGAUGAUUGA